This is a messenger RNA of Eruca vesicaria subsp. sativa (arugula), 1785 nucleotides long. The record is from the annotation of a GenBank genome assembly. NCBI's taxonomy places the organism in Eukaryota, Viridiplantae, Streptophyta, Magnoliopsida, Brassicales, Brassicaceae.
CUUUCUUCUUCUGAAUCUCUCUUGCUGCAAUGGGAGGUUUAUUCUCGAUCUCCAUGCCAUGUGACCAAGUAGUGAAUCAAGUCUCUCAAUGUCUUGGCACUCAUGGGAGUUAUAUAUACAGCCUUUCAGAGAAUCUAGCUGCUCUGCAGAGAGACAUAGAAGUGCUCAAGGCAAAGCGAGAUGAUGUGCAAAGAAGGGUUUGCAGAGAAGAGUUUACAGGGCGUCGUGAAAGGCUUUCUCUAGUCCAGGUAUGGCUUACUAAUGUCCUAAACACGGAGAACAAAUUCAAUGAUCUUCUUAGGACUUAUAACAUUGAGCUUCAAAGGCUGUGUCUCUGUGGGUUCUGCUCUAAGAAUGUGAGAUUGAGCUAUCUUUAUGGGAAAAGGAUUGUUAUGAUGCUGAAUGAGGUUGAAAGACUCAGUUCUCAAGGAGUAUUUACUGAUGUGACUGAGGAAAUUCCGGUCGCUAAGGUGGACGAGAUGCCUGUUCAAGCCACUAUUGUUGGUCAAGAAACAAUGCUCGAAAAGGUAUGGACUCAUCUCAUGGAAGAAGGAGUAGAGAUUUUGGGUAUGUAUGGCAUGGGUGGUGUAGGCAAAACCACUCUUCUCACACAACUCAACAACAAGUUUUCUGAAACAUGUCGUGGCGGCGGAUUCUUCGAGGUUGUGAUAUGGGUGGUGGUGUCUAAAACUCCAGAGAUCCAUAGGAUACAAGGAGACAUAGCCAAAAAGCUAGGCCUUGGGGGAGAGGAGUGGGACCAAAAAAAUGAAAACCAGAGAGCCCUUGAGAUACACAGAGUCCUCAAGAGGAGAAAGUUUGUGUUGCUGCUUGAUGAUAUAUGGGAGAAAGUUUGUGUUGCUGCUUGCUGCUUUUUAUAUUGCUCUUUGUUUCCUGAAGAUUACCGUAGAGAGAAAGAGAGGUUGAUAGACUACUGGAUGUGUGAGGGGUUCUUAGAUGAGAAUCAAACUAGAGAAAGAGUAUUAAGCCAAGGGUAUGAGAUCAUUAGUAUACUUGUCCGUGCAUGUUUGUUGUUGGAGGAAGCAGUCAAUAAAGAACAAGUGAAGAUGCAUGACGUGGUUCGGGAGAUGGCUCUAUGGAUAGCAUCUGAUCUUGGGAAGGAUAAAGAACAAUGUAUUGUGCAAGCAAGAAGUGGGUUAUGUGAGAUACCAAGAAUCAAGAACUGGAGUGGCGUGACAAGGAUGUCUCUCAUGGAAAAUGAGAUUGAGAUUGUCUCUGGCAGCACUGAGUGCUCAAAACUUACAACUCUCUUCCUUCAGAAAAACGCUUCACUGAUACAUAUCUCAUCUGAUUUCUUCCAGUGUAUCCCUAUGCUCGUUGUCUUGGAUCUUUCAGGGAACUCAAGUCUCCGGAAACUGCCUGAACAAAUAUCAGAGUUGGUCUCCUUGCGGUAUCUUGACAUGUCUAAAAUGUCUCUAGACAUGAGCUUAAUGGAGGAGUUGCCACAACAAUAUAAGGGUCUAGCUGUUGUGGUUUAGCUUCACGAACUUGCGUAAGGCACAAGAAACAUGAGACUAUAUCUUCCUCUUUCGCACUAGUAGCUGCUUCUCUACAACCAAAGAAGUCAACAAACAUUUUUAGGUUAUCAUUCAAGAUUUUCAGAUUUUGAGGAAUAAAUAGUUUUUAUUUAUUUAUAUAUUUAUAUUUUUUUUAGACACUAACAUUUUAAGUUUAUUUUUGCAGUAUAUUUAUAAUACUGAGCUACGGUUAACAGAGACUACAAUAUGCGUAUACUUUGUCAUACUUUUACUAUAAAAGGAUCCAAAU